Molecule: messenger RNA, 1203 nt
Organism: Penicillium alfredii
Lineage: Eukaryota; Fungi; Ascomycota; Eurotiomycetes; Eurotiales; Aspergillaceae
Product: class I SAM-dependent methyltransferase
Exons: 11
Coding region: 1-1203 (400 amino acids)
Molecular function (GO): methyltransferase activity
Source: RefSeq, a predicted model, not a curated record
AUGUCCGAGGUCCCGAUUGCCGUCGACCCGGACUAUUAUACCACGCACGAUGCAUAUCAGCCCAGUGACUUUGAGUCGGAGACGACAUCUCUUGCAUCAUCCAUUUACCGGGGGGUGAUGGAAAAUGGCCGACGAUAUCAAACCGUCCGAGAGGGUGAUUAUUGGGGCCCGUCGGAUGAGCAGCAGUUUGAAAGUCUUGAAGCCGGCCAUCUCGUCUGUCUGAUCAUGGAAGCGAACACUCCCAACCCACUUUUCCAGGCACCUGUCAAGAACCCCAAACAUGUGCUUGACCUGGGAACCGGCCGAGGGAGCUGGGCCGUAGAUGUGGCCGAUAUGUUCCCCGAAGCCAACGUGCGCGGCGUGGACCUGUUCCCCCCGCCGGUGGAAUGGCUGCCGCCGAACUGCGUGAUGGAGGUGGACGACGUGCUACAAGAAUGGACAUGGCGCCAGCCCUUUGACCUGAUCCACCUGCGCCAAAUGAUCGGGGCGUUUACAAUCCCCGAAUGGGACAGCGUGUACAAGCGGUGUUAUAACCACCUCCAACCCGGCGGCUGGAUCGAACAAGUCGAAGGUGACCCCCGCGUAACCAGCGACGACGGCAGCCUCGCCAAAGACGCCAGCAUCAUCUACAUGGGCAAGGCGAUCUUUGCCGCCGCCGACAUCUGGGGCCACCCGCUGGACACGCUGGACACGAUGCGCGGCGCCAUGGAACGCGCCGGGUUCGUCGACGUCCACGAAAGGGUGUACAAGUGGCCCAUUGGGCCGUGGCCGCGCGAUUCCACCCUCAAAGAGGCUGGCCGGCUUCACUACCACCAGUGGUCGGCCGGCAUGGAGGGCUGGACCAUGUAUUUCCUGACCAAGUGGGGGACGCCGAAGCCGUGGAGUAAGGAGGAGGUGCAGGUGCUGAUUGCGAAGAUUCGGAAGGAGAUUAAGGAUCCGAGGAAGCAUAUUUACCAGGCUGCCCGUCGGGUCUGGGCUCGGAAGCCGACUGAGGAAGAGAUCGCGAACUCAUCUGUAAAGCAGGAGCCAGUCGUGAAACAGGAACCAAUUGUCAAACAAGAGCCGGUCGUAAAACAAGAGCCUGGCGCACAAGAUCCUAUUGCGAACGAUCCUGCUGUACAGGAGCCAGUCGUGAAGCAGGAACCUGGCACACAAGAUCCUGUUGCGACGGAGCCCAUCGUGAAGAAGGAACCCAGUCCUUAG